This is a messenger RNA of Paramisgurnus dabryanus, 5095 nucleotides long. It is a transcript of the gene abcb5, whose product is annotated as ATP-binding cassette, sub-family B (MDR/TAP), member 5. Gene Ontology annotation, molecular function: ABC-type oligopeptide transporter activity; ATP hydrolysis activity; ATP binding. Lineage: Eukaryota; Metazoa; Chordata; Actinopteri; Cypriniformes; Cobitidae. Gene Ontology annotation, cellular component: mitochondrial inner membrane. Gene Ontology annotation, biological process: oligopeptide export from mitochondrion. The record is from RefSeq and is a predicted model, not a curated record.
AGCAGCAUCCUCUCAACUGUAGCCACCAACACAUUAUCUGUCUGCUUGCAGGUUUGUCAUCAUCAGCACAUGGUCAACCGAUAAACAUUGUGCUGUCACAAUGAUAGAGAAGUCAAGUGAUCAAUCGGCAGAUCCUCCACCUUACCCACAUGAAGCGAUACCUGAGGGACAUGUCAACCAAGCUUACACCUCGACUGAAAAUCCUCAGGAAGACAAACCAGAGGAGCCACCAAAGGAGGAGUCCUCUGUGAAACCAGAGAAAAAAGGCCUGUUCGGCAAAAAGGAGAAAAAGCCUAAAGAAAAAAAAGAGUCGGCGAAGGCAGUUGGAUUUUUUCAGCUGUUUCGGUAUGCCACCUGUCUAGAGGUGUUGCUUAUGCUGAUUGGCCUGGUGUGUUCUGCUGGUCAUGGCGUCGCUUUACCUCUCAUGUGUGUGGUGUUUGGACAAAUGACUGACAGCUUUGUGGUCAGUGGGCAGCAGUUUAAUACGACAGGCAACCUCACAGGAAACUUUACCUUUAACUACACAUCGAACUAUACGGGAUGUUUGGCUGGUUCUCCUGAAAUUGGCAUUGAAGACAAAAUGACAAAACAUGCUUAUUACUUUGUAAUAAUCGGGGCUUCGGUGUUAGUCCUGAGCUUUUUCCAAGUAAUGUUGUUCCUGUUGACUGCCACAAAGCAAACGAAGAGGAUUCGCGAGAAGUACUUCCACGCAAUCCUCCACCAGCAGAUGUCAUGGUUUGACACUCAUCAGAUCGGAGAGCUGAAUACAAGACUUACAGAUGAUAUAAACACAAUCAACGAUGGCCUUGGAGACAAAAUCUGUGUGUUUGUCCAGUUCUUCUGCACAUUUAUUGCCGGUUUCAUCAUUGGUUUUAUCUAUGGCUGGAAGCUGACACUGGUCAUUCUUGCCGUCAGUCCCCUGCUCGCAGGAUCGGCGGCUGUUUGGUCUAAAAUUCUUGCCACUCUGACCAGUAAGGAGUUGACGGCGUAUGCGAAAGCAGGAGCCAUAGCCGAAGAGAUUCUGGUUGCCAUCAGGACUGUCGUCGCAUUUAACGGCCAAAAGAAAGCAGUGGAGAGGUAUGAGAAAAACUUGGUGGAUGCAAAGAACUUUGGGAUAAAGAAAGCGGUAACGACUAAUGUGUCUCUGGGGCUGACGCAGUUUGUUAUAUUUGGCACUUACGCGCUGGCAUUUUGGUAUGGGACAAAACUCUCAGUGGACGAACCAGAGAAUUACACCAUCGGACGGGUCAUUACUGUUUUCUUCUGUGUGAUGAUUGGCUCCUUUUCUUUAGGGCAGGGAGCUCCAAACCUGGAGAGCAUCGCUAAGGCACGAGGUGCCGCCUAUGCGGUCUACAAAACCAUUGACAUGCCCCGUCCCAUUGACAGCAGUUCCAAAGAAGGUCACAAACCGGACAAUAUAAGAGGAGAUAUUGAAUUCAAAAACAUUCACUUCAGCUAUCCCUCCAGAACAGAUGUGAAGAUUCUGCAGGGAAUGAGUUUGAAGGUCCCUCAUGGAAAGACCAUUGCCUUGGUGGGAUCCAGUGGCUGUGGGAAAAGCACAACCAUUCAGCUCCUGCAGCGCUUCUAUGACCCUGAUUUAGGAGAGGUGACUCUGGAUGGUCAUGAUAUCCGUUCUCUGAAUGUUUGCUGGCUGCGUGAGAACAUGGGCAUCGUGAGUCAGGAGCCGAUCCUUUUUGGAACCACCAUCGCAGAGAACAUACGCUACGGCCGUGAAGACGCCACGGAUGCGGAUAUUGAACGGGCCAUCAAAGAAGCCAAUGCCUAUGAUUUCAUUUCCAAACUACCAGAUAAGCUGAACACUAUGGUUGGGGAGAGGGGGGCUCAGCUCAGUGGAGGGCAGAAGCAGAGGAUCGCUAUUGCUCGAGCUCUUGUGAAAAACCCCAAAAUCCUCCUGUUGGAUGAAGCCACUUCGGCCCUGGACACCCAGAGCGAGUCCAUCGUACAGGCGGCUUUGGACAAGGCGAGAGCAGGGCGCACCACUAUUGUGAUUGCACAUCGCCUGUCGACUAUUCGCUCGGCGGAUAUCAUCGCAGGGUUUAGCGACGGCCGAGUUGUGGAACAGGGCACCCAUAGAGAACUCAUGGCUAAGAAAGGAGUGUACUAUUCUCUCGUUACACAACAGACUGCUGGAAGGCCUGAUGAAGAUGAUGAAGGCCCUGAUGCUAAUGAAGAUGAUAUCCCAAUCAUGACAUCUGAAGGAGAGACUGAGGAGGAAUCUACUGACACGGAGACUCCUGAGGAAGCAGUGGAGAUUAAAAUGGAGAACGGGACCCUCAGAAGAAGCUCCAGACGCAGCAGUGGCCAUAAGAAGUCGUCCUCGAGAAAGAGGUCCUCAAGAAAGAAGAAUAAGAAGGACAAAAAGAAAAAGGAAAAAGCUGAAGAAAUCCCUUUCAAAAGGGUUUUGGCUCUGAACAAACCGGAAUGGCCUUACCUGCUGGUGGGCGUACUGGCCAGCUUUGUGGGUGGAGGUGUUUAUCCUUGCGUGGCCAUCCUGUUUGCCAAAAUUAUUGGUGUGUUUGCAGAAGUUGAUCCCGACGUGAAGCGACAAAAGACUAUGAUGUUCUCCCUUUUAUUUCUGCUAGUUGGAGGAGUAGCAUUUGUCACAAAUUUCCUCCAGGGCUACAUGUUUGGUAAAUCUGGGGAGCUUCUAACCAUGAGGUUGAGAAGACAGGCUUUCAAUGCCAUGUUGCGACAGGAUAUCGCCUGGUUUGAUGACAGCAACAAUGCAGUGGGAGUCCUGACCACUAAAUUAGCCACAGAUGCGUCUCUGGUUAAAGGGGCAGCAGGAUCAAGAUUAGGAUUUGCUACAAACACUAUUUGCGCUCUUCUCAUUGCUAUCAUUGUUGCAUUUAUACAUAGCUGGCAGCUCACAUUUCUCAUCCUCGCCUGUGUGCCCUUUCUCACGGGGGCAAAUGCCAUACAGAUGAAGGCCAUGUCAGGACAUGCAAACAAAGAUCAGAGUGCACUGGAGAUGUCAGGAAAGAUAUCUACAGAAACCGUGGAGAACUUCAGGACGGUCGUCGCAUUAACCCGUGAAGAUGUCUUCUAUCGCAAAUUCAUGGACAGCCUCAGUAAACCAUAUCGGUCAAGUUUGUGUAAAGCACCCAUCUAUGGAAUCACCUAUGGUCUUUCACAAGCGAUUCCCUAUAUGGUUAAUGCUUCUAUAUUCCGCUUUGGAGCCUGGCUCAUCGCUCACUGCUACACACAAUACGAGAAUGUCUUUCUGGUAUUUUCUGUGAUCGUCUUUGCCGCUAUGAACAUCGGUCAGUCGUCAUCAUUCGCUCCUGACUUUGCCAAAGCCAAAGCGGCAGCUGCACGGAUCAUAAAGCUGAUAGAAAAGACACCAGCCAUUGACAUCUACGACGAGUCAGGAGAUAAACUAUCUGACUUUUCAGGAAAUAUAGAAUUCAGCGACGUGCAAUUCAGCUACCCGACACGUCAGAACGUGAAGGUCCUGCAGGGUCUCAACGUGUCCGUGUCUCAGGGACAGACUCUGGCUUUGGUGGGUGGCAGCGGUUGCGGGAAAAGCACCACCGUUCAGCUUCUGGAGCGUUUUUAUGACCCUGCCGCGGGUCAAGUGUUAGCAGAUGGGACGGACACCAAAAAGUUGAACCUGGCCUGGCUGCGUUCACAGCUGGGUCUGGUGUCUCAGGAGCCCAUCCUGUUCGACUGCAGCAUUGCCGAGAAUAUUCAGUAUGGAGACAACAACCGUGUCGUCAGCCAGGUGGAGAUCGAGGAAGCUGCAAAGAAAGCCAACAUACAUGACUUUAUCCUUGGGCUUCCAGAGAAAUACAACACUCGAGUGGGAGAUAAAGGAGCUCAGUUGUCUGGAGGACAGAAGCAGAGAAUCGCCAUCGCUCGAGCGCUGGUUCGCAAACCUAAAGUUUUGUUGCUGGAUGAAGCGACCUCAGCCCUUGACACAGAGAGCGAGAAGAUUGUUCAGAAGGCUCUCGAUGAUGCUCGUCUUGGCCGUACUUGUAUCGUCAUUGCCCAUCGCUUGUCCACUAUUCAGAAUGCUGACAUCAUCGUGGUCAUUCAGAAUGGCCGGGUUGCUGAACAGGGUACGCAUGCCCAACUCAUGGCUAAACAAGAGGCCUAUUAUGCUCUGGUAAAUGCCCAAGUAUCCGCACACUAACUUUUACCGAACGCUAGAGUAAACCAAAGUAUUUGUUAAUUUAAUAUGAAUGGUCAGUGACUAAUAUAUAAAUAUUACCCUUAAAAUGUCAAUCUUUAAAAUCUAGCAGCCAUAAGCUUGUAAUAAGCUCUUUAAUCAUGUGUGGUUUAUUUAAACAGAUUUAUUUAAAUUUUCUUCAAGAAAGAAUGUAUUUUUAUUUAGACUAUCGAAGCUCAUUUUUGGUUACUUUGUUACAUGUACUAUACUUCUACUAUAUACUGUACUAUAACUAUCAAUAGAUAUAUGUUUAUUUACAGAUAUUGUUUAUAAUGUGUAUUAUAAGUAAGUAUUCUAAGUAGUGUUAUUGUACAUAAAUGUAAAACUCUUUCCAACCUCGUCUCUGCUUUAACAUAUAAUAACAAUUAAAGAUUGCUUUUAUAUGCUGAAUGUACGAAUACCAAUGGGUGUACCCUUACAAUGUGAACAUCAGUUUUUUGAGCAUUUCACAAGUAUUGUGAAUGUAUUUUAUGACCUCACCGCAUGGGGGCGCAGUGCACUCAUAGUUUAAAGGUCCGGUGUGACUUCGCAAUGUUUUUACAUACACUGUUGUAACUUUCUCUCAAAUGACAACUAGCUAUAUUGUUGUUAUCAUUAUUAUUGUAUUAUGUAAAAAAAUAUCAAGGUAGUUUAAGCUUUUUCGAUUUAAAAAAAAAUCCAGCAUUCAUAAAGGUGGUCUUUAAUAAAAUUUAGAUCACCGCUUAAUGUUUGUUGCAUUUACGAACUUUGUGUUUGGCCAAAGUUGUACUUUUCUUAAAUGUAACUAUUUCUUUAUUGAUAGCCUAGAUGUUUUGUGUUUAUGUUCAUAUUGUACAUUUUUCUUUUAUACAAUUUAUCUUCAAAUGUAAAAAUGUUACAAAUAUACUGUACAGUUGUUACACAGAAGAAAUACUGUGAAUUAGG